UUCAUAUUAUACACAAAAUAUAUCACGAUAUUAUUAUUGAUAACAAGUUUGUGGCCCACACCACGCUUUGUCACCAUGCUACAUAUCGUAUCUAUCUACUAUAGCUAUUAUUUCAACACUUUAUAGUGUGUUGUUCAGUUUUAUUAUCUUCCUCUAUCUUCACUGGUUCCUUUUCUAUCUCCAUGCACACUGCUGCAUAGUUUCCCAAAACCAAGGAUUACUGAAGGAAGAUUCAAGAAGAAGUCUGAAAAAUGGAGAUAACCAAUGUCAGUGAGUAUGAGGCAAUUGCAAAGCAGAAAUUGCCAAAGAUGGUGUUUGAUUACUAUGCAUCUGGUGCAGAAGACCAGUGGACUCUCCAAGAAAACAGAAAUGCAUUUUCAAGAAUUUUGUUCCGGCCACGUAUUCUUAUUGAUGUGAGCAAGAUAGACAUGUCAACCACCGUUCUGGGCUUCAAAAUUUCCAUGCCAAUCAUGAUUGCCCCAACAGCCAUGCAGAAAAUGGCUCAUCCUGAGGGAGAAUAUGCAACAGCAAGAGCUGCAUCAGCCGCUGGAACUAUCAUGACUCUGUCAUCAUGGGCUACUUCAAGUGUUGAAGAGGUUGCUUCAACCGGACCCGGAAUUCGCUUUUUCCAGCUCUAUGUGUACAAGGACAGGAAUGUGGUUGCUCAGCUGGUGAGAAGGGCCGAAAGGGCCGGAUUCAAGGCUAUUGCCCUCACUGUUGACACCCCAAGGCUCGGCCGCAGAGAAGCCGAUAUCAAGAACAGAUUCACAUUGCCACCAUUUUUGACAUUGAAGAACUUCGAAGGUCUUGACCUUGGAAAGAUGGACAAAGCUGAUGAUUCUGGACUUGCUUCAUAUGUUGCUGGACAAAUUGAUCGUACUCUCAGCUGGAAGGAUGUCAAGUGGCUUCAGACAAUCACCAAGCUGCCAAUUCUGGUUAAGGGUGUUCUGACUGCUGAGGACACAAGGAUAGCAGUACAAAGUGGUGCAGCUGGAAUAAUAGUGUCCAACCAUGGUGCACGCCAACUUGACUAUGUCCCUGCCACUAUCUCGGCCUUGGAAGAGGUUGUUAAAGCUGCUCAAGGGCGUGUUCCAGUGUUCUUGGAUGGUGGUGUGCGCCGUGGCACUGAUGUCUUCAAGGCAUUGGCACUUGGUGCCUCUGGCAUAUUUAUUGGACGCCCUGUGGUGUUCUCCUUGGCUGCUGAAGGAGAAGCUGGAGUGAGAAAAGUGCUUCAAAUGCUGCGUGAGGAGUUUGAACUAACCAUGGCCUUGAGUGGUUGCCGCUCACUGAAGGAAAUCACUCGCGACCACAUCGUCGCAGACUGGGACACCCCUCGCACUCAGCCGCGCUACACACCAAGAUUAUGAACACAUUAAUUAAACCCUUGCUCCUCUAUCAUCAUUUCAACUAAGAGCAUAUGUCUUCUUAUGUGUCUUUUAGAACAUGCCUUUCUCAUAUUUUUGAGAGUACUCAUUUGAAGUUUUUAUUUGGAAAAACUACAUGCUUUUUAAAUAUGUAAUGUAACCAAUAUGAUACUUUUUUUUC
Molecule: messenger RNA, 1545 nt
Organism: Arachis stenosperma
Lineage: Eukaryota; Viridiplantae; Streptophyta; Magnoliopsida; Fabales; Fabaceae
Product: glycolate oxidase 1
Exons: 12
Coding region: 252-1367 (371 amino acids)
Cellular component (GO): peroxisome
Molecular function (GO): oxidoreductase activity; FMN binding
Source: RefSeq, a predicted model, not a curated record